Messenger RNA from Rhizoctonia solani, 546 nucleotides. RefSeq names its product Ran guanine nucleotide release factor. Gene Ontology annotation, biological process: protein import into nucleus. Gene Ontology annotation, cellular component: nucleus. Gene Ontology annotation, molecular function: small GTPase binding; guanyl-nucleotide exchange factor activity. Lineage: Eukaryota; Fungi; Basidiomycota; Agaricomycetes; Cantharellales; Ceratobasidiaceae. Bases 1 to 546 code for a protein of 181 amino acids. The transcript has 4 exons. The record is from RefSeq and is a predicted model, not a curated record.
AUGGCCUUGACGAAUAUUUACGAACUGUUCGGGGGUGCCAUCACUGUGCAGCUCCCUGCAGGCUUGACAGAUGCAUCCGAUCUACGUCAAGUCCCAGACACACAGGAAGUCUUUCUUGCAGCCGAUUCGGAUGUGAGUAUUGUCUGUGAGAUUCUGGAACGGGUUGCCCCAGACGACCCAGUUGAAGUCGCCAAAUUUCAUUUUGAUUCUCUUUCGCAUGAUAACGAUGCUGUAUCGUCAACAGUCGAAAUUGUCAAUACACCCGCGCAACAACCGGUUUCUACCAGCCCUAUCAAACUGAGUAUUCUUCAGGGUACCCAACUUGUUCCCAAGUUUAAUCGCACACAUCCGGACACCGUGAAGAUCUUGCUUGCGGUUUAUCGCGUAGUGGAUAAAAGCAUCGACUUGGUGCUGACGUUCAAUGUGCCGGUGCAGGCGGAGAAAGAAAGCAGCGCGGUAGAUGCAGAAGGAGCAAAACGAUGGACAGACGCCUACGAAGCUGCGGUGUCGUCGCUCAAGAUCGUCGACUUUGGUUUGUUCGCGUAG